Molecule: messenger RNA, 1985 nt
Organism: Rhopalosiphum maidis (corn leaf aphid)
Lineage: Eukaryota; Metazoa; Arthropoda; Insecta; Hemiptera; Aphididae
Gene: Abi
Product: abl interactor 2
Exons: 6
Coding region: 197-1834 (545 amino acids)
Molecular function (GO): SH3 domain binding
Source: RefSeq, a predicted model, not a curated record
AGCCCCGCCUGACUCUUUUCAACAUUGUAGCGGUGUCAUCUACAAUCAAUUUGUGCCUUUGUGCGAGUACAUUAUUAUAUUUAUCAGAUGUGAAAUUUAUUAUUUAAUUAAUUUAAUAAAAUUAAUUUCUCCAUCUCAAUUUUAAAUUAUUUGUUCUUAAUCAAUUUUAAUUUUAACGAGUUGAUGCGAUUGAAGUAUGGCCAUGUGGACGACAUUUACAAAUUCAGGAACUUCGGAUCCAAGUCGAGAAUCAGGUUUAGGAAGUGAUUCAGAUAACAUGGCUGAAUUGGCACAGCUUUUACAAGCUGAUAUACCAGAAGGUCGUAACAGUUUGUCAGACAGUCAUGUAAAUUUAGAACGUGUUGCUGAAUACUGUGAGGGAAACUAUUUUCAAGCUGAGAAUAAAAGAUUGGCUUUAGAAGAAACAAAAAACUAUACUACCCAGUCAUUAGCUAGUGUUGCAUAUCAAAUAAAUACACUAGCUUAUAACUUUUUGCAAUUAUUGGAUCUUCAAACAGUUCAACUAUCUGAAAUGGAUAGUCAAAUCAACCACAUUGCUCAAAAUGUAAUGAUUCACAAAGAAAAAGUUGCUAGACGAGAAAUUGGUGUGUUAACAGCAAAUAAAACGACCAACCGUCAAUAUAAAAUUAUUGCACCAGCUAAUCCAGAAAAACCUAUUAAAUAUGUUAGAAAACCAAUUGAUUUUACAGCACUUGAUGAUAUUGGCCAUGGUGUUCGUAAUACUCCUCGUAUGGUCCGUCAACCAAUUUCAAACAGUUCCAGUGCUUCAACUAAUAUGUCAUCUGUUGGUCCUGCUCCUACAAUCAAACCACCUACUCCUCCAGCGGUAAUACGAGCUACUGGAUCAUUGAGUAAAGGGUCUCGUGAAUAUCGUACACCUCCCGCUGUUGCUCCACCUCAAGUUCCCAGUCAUUAUGCUCCUAAUUAUCCUCUUGGCCAUGUCAGACGCGAAAAGGGACCUGGUUAUAAUACUCUGCCUCUACAUCACACAUCCUCAUCUAGUAGCAUACAACCAUCUCCAAUCAUUGGCAUGGUACAUCCAAUGCAGCAGUCUGAACAACCAUCAUCUUUAAAUUCUAUGCCUCCUCCGCCAUCUCCUCAUACAUUAAAUACAAGAAUGGGAGUUGGACCAGAUUUGUUGGAUCAUCAUCUUCAUCAGGCUCCUUUUUCAUCAAAUACUGACCACUACCGUUCAAAUAGUUCUCAACAGUCAUCUACUGAUCAUUAUCGUUCAAACAUUCCUCAACAAUCAUCUACAGAUCAUUAUCGCUCAAAUACAUCGCAAUUAUCAUCUACUGACCAUUAUCGUUCAAAUUUAUCUCAACAAUCAUCCACUGAUCAUUACCGUUCAAACAUCCCUCAACAGCCAUCUGCGGAUCAUUAUCGCUCAAAUAUUCCCCAGCUAACAUCCACUGACCACUACCGUGCAAAUACCUCACAGUUACCAGGUAUCUUAAAAAACUCAUCACAAUAUCAUUCUUCAUCAGCUGUAGUCACUUCCCCUCAACAACAACAUACUAGACAAGCGUCAGCUUCUCCACCAUUGCCACCACCUCCAGAAGAUCAUUUUGGUCAUAUUGCUGCUGGUCCAAUCGUACCCCAAGAACCUGAUCUUCCUGGAUGGGUUCCUAAGAAUUAUUUGGAAAAAGUAAUUGCAAUUUAUGAUUAUUAUGCUGAUAAAGACGACGAAUUAAGUUUUCAAGAAAAUUCAGUUAUUUAUGUCUUAAAGAAAAAUGAUGAUGGUUGGUGGGAAGGUGUAAUGGACGGCAUUACAGGCUUAUUCCCAGGAAAUUAUGUUGAAGGUUGUAAAUAAAACACGUUUACAUUUACUGUUAAAAGCUUUAAUAUAAAUUUAAUAUUAUUACUACCUACACUAACAAUAUAAUAACAUGGUAAAUUUUAUUAAAGAGCUAUAAACAAAAUCAGUUUAAGCUUAAAUUUAAAAUUUAAUUAUGUAAUUACAA